This is a messenger RNA of Cavenderia fasciculata, 1305 nucleotides long. RefSeq names its product protein serine/threonine kinase (gene nek2). The record is from RefSeq and is a predicted model, not a curated record. Lineage: Eukaryota; Evosea; Eumycetozoa; Acytosteliales; Cavenderiaceae. The transcript has 7 exons. Gene Ontology annotation, molecular function: protein kinase activity; ATP binding. The coding region runs from base 1 to 1305 and encodes 434 amino acids. Gene Ontology annotation, biological process: protein phosphorylation.
AUGGAUAAAUACGAACAUGUUGGUUAUUUAGGAAAAGGAUCAUUUGGUUGUGUAUCAAAGAUUAAAAGAAAGGAAGAUGGAAGAAUAUUAGUUUGGAAAGAAAUCAAUUAUGGAGAGAUGAAGGAAAAGGAGAAGCAACUCUUGGUCAACGAAGUAAACAUUCUUCAAAAGUUGAAACAUACAAACAUUGUAAGAUACUAUGACCGUAUCAUCGAUGCUCAUCAAACCAAAAUAUACAUCAUCAUGGAGUACUGUGUAGGUGGUGAUCUUGGUCAACUCAUUCAAAAGUGUAAAAGUGAUCGUCAACCAAUUGAAGAAGAAGUAAUUUGGAGAACAUUACUUCAAAUCUUGUCUGCAUUGCAUGAGAUUCACAACCGAAAGGAUGGAGUCAUUUUACAUCGUGAUCUCAAACCUGGUAACUUGUUCUUGGAUGACCGUGGUAACAUCAAGUUGGGUGAUUUUGGAUUGGCAAAGAUCCUCACUGGUGGUGCUCAACAUGCUCAAACUUUUGUCGGAACACCACAUUACAUGAGUCCAGAACAAAUCUAUUCAAAGCCAUACAAUGACAAAUCCGAUGUUUGGUCGGUCGGUUGUCUCAUCUAUGAAAUGGCUACUUUCAAACCACCAUUCCAUGAAGCAGUUACACAUAACCAAUUGUAUGAUAAGAUUAAACAAGGUGUUUACGAUCCAGUUCCAAAUUACUAUUCCAAAGAUUUAUCUGAUGUUAUUUCUAAAAUGAUGACUCUUGAUAAUCAUAAAAGACCAUCUGUACAUGAUUUAUUGCAUACAUUUGCUCCAUUGGCAUUGAGAUACAAGGAGAAGAAAAUCAACCAAAUGUACCAAAAUAUGAAACAAGUAGAAGACGAGUUGAGACAAAGAGAAAGAGUUGUUGUGGAACGUGAGAAUAAUCUCCAACUCAAGGAACAACAAUUACUUCAAAAAGAACAACAAUUACUUCAAAAGGAGCAACAAUUAAUUUUAUUGUUACAACAACAUCAAUCAUCUGGUAAAGAAAAUAUUGAUCAAAAUAGAAUGAAUACUAUACAACAACAAGGAGGACAACCACAACAAAAACCAAUAUUGCCAUCACAACCAUCGCAAUCAUCAUUGUUGCCAACACAACAACAAUAUCAACAACAAACAACUUCAACAACAAACUAUCAAACAUCAUUCACUCAACUUAAAAGAACUCAAACUUUACCUGAAUUCUACAAUUACAAUAUUAUAAUCAAUCUUUCUUGUCUAUCUUAUUUGUGUGAUGAUCAUCAUCAUCGCCCACAUUACAUUUACGUCGACGCAUCUUGA